Micropterus salmoides (largemouth bass) is the source of this 979-nucleotide messenger RNA. RefSeq names its product collagen alpha-1(XII) chain-like. The coding region runs from base 38 to 979 and encodes 313 amino acids. The transcript has 8 exons. The record is from RefSeq and is a predicted model, not a curated record. NCBI's taxonomy places the organism in Eukaryota, Metazoa, Chordata, Actinopteri, Centrarchiformes, Centrarchidae. Gene Ontology annotation, biological process: endodermal cell differentiation. Gene Ontology annotation, cellular component: membrane.
GCCAUGCAAAGAGAAUAUUUUAUCAGCAGAAGAAGAGAUGACAGACGAGAAGCGACAGGCGGUCUACCUGGACAUGGAUCACCUGCUGCUGGUGCUGCUGUUGCUGUGGAGCUCAGGACUCCAGGCUGAAGGAAAUCACACCUCAACAGGUGCUCGGUGUGAAACCACAGCCAAGGCUGACAUCGUGCUGUUGGUGGACGGCUCCUGGAGCAUCGGCCUAAAAAACUUUGCAAUCAUCCGGUCCUUUGUCAGUAGAACACUCGAUGAAUUCUUCAUCGGCCCAGACCGAGUCCAGAUUGGUCUGGUUCAGUACAGUCAUGAUCCACACACUGAGUGGCACCUGAACACCCACCAGACCAAGUAUUCUCUGCUGAAGGCCAUACGCACGAUGCCAUACAGAGGAGGAAGCACCAAUACAGGAAAGGCUCUUAACUACACCCUGAAGAACAACUUCCAGCCCGAUGUGGGAAUGCGUGCAGACUCCAAAAAAAUUGCUGUCUUGCUGACUGACGGACAGUCCAGUGAUGACGUCCGGCUCCCCUCGAAGAAGCUGAAGGAUGCUGGGAUAGAGAUCUACGCUAUUGGUGUGAAGGAUGCUCCUGAGAAUGAGCUGACAUUCAUCGCCUCCAAUCCCGAUGAAAUUCACGUUUACAGUAUCGAGGACUUCUCAAUUCUGCCAGACAUCAUCAGCAGCCUCACUAUCAAUCUCUGUAGCAGUGCUAAUAGCUUAGUCUUUGUCAGGCUGGUGAAUGGGACUGGUCUGUGUUCAGGCAGACUGGAGGUGAAGUCUAACCAGUCUAACCAGUAUAACCAGAGGUGGCCCUCAGUGUGUGAAGCUGACUUUGACCAGCAGGAUGCAGAGGUGGUCUGUAGGGAGCUUGUUAAACUCCGAAGUUGGCAAGAAAUGCUGAGACUCGGCAACCUGUUCUUACUCCCCGAGUCGUCACUUAUUGACGCUACCUUGACUGCGAAGCCCUAA